GCUUGGGGCUCUGUUUCGCACUGAGGAUCUGCAAUAUAAGGCACUCACAGCAUCCGCUGUGACAGGUAUGUCUGUUUUUACCAGACAUACUUCGCUCAUUAAGAGGAAGAUUUCCAAAUUCACUGCAAGAUUUCUUUCUAUUUCUGAAAGUUUGCUGCAAAGGGACUUGUUUCACGUUUCCCUGCUUCGUGUAUUUUUAUUUUAUUCCCCAUGUUUUUUGCUCAUGUGAGACAGUAAAGGACUUGCCGUGUUUGUUCCAACAUAAAUCAGACCUGUUUUUCAUAUAUAGGCCUAUAUUUUUUUUCUAAGUGCAUUCAGCCUUCCCAGUCUUUUUGGGACUGUAGCUGUAUUUCGUGGAAGCGGAUAUGGGCCAGUUUUCUGCUCCACAGAUGCGUCUUUCAGAGGUGAGAGCGCCGGAGUCGUGCAUCCUCGGAUAAACUGCGGCCGCUGCAGGUUUUUCUGUGUGGAGGAUUUGAGACAUGGGCUGAGCUCCUGUAAUUUACUCUGCGUUGGUCUCCUGAAAGCUACUCAAAUAUGCGAGGAUGGACGGCGGGAAGCGGAGACUGAUGAAGCUUUAAUUUCUCACGCACCGGCACCGGAACAACUGGACGUUAAUUCCCAAUUUAGUUAGAAAGACGAAUAAGUCAGUGAUUUAGUUUGGUUUAAUCUUUUUUUAUUUUAUUUUUUAAGUAAUGACAAUGCCUUUUUUAUUCCUAAUAUAUGAAGGGCGCACGUACAACUUCAUGAGAGCAGAGAGGUAAAGUUGGUUAUCUGUUAUUAUUCUAAUAAAUCCGAGGUGGAAAAAGUUGAGACUGUUUGCACUUUUGGAUCGCGUUUCCUGCGCAUCGGAGACGCAGCCUCACCGUUCACGCAGCUCGUUUCUUCCCUCAUCCCGGGCAACCAUGUGGCUCCCCUUCCUCGCCCUCCUGCUCAUUCUGCGGCUCUCCGAGGCGAUCAACACGUGUCGGUCCAUCGACCUGGACGCGCAGAAGUCGCGGCGCAUCGAGGCGGUGCGCGGCCAGAUCCUCAGCAAGCUGCGCAUCCGCAGCCCGCCGGAGGACGACAACAAUCGGCGGUCGGGCUUUGUGCCACCCGAGAUCAUGCUGCUUUACAACAGCACGCGGGAGCUGCUGAAGGAGCGCACGCGGCUGGCCGAGUCCGCGUGCGAGCGCGAGAGCAGCGAGGAGGAUUAUUACGCCAAAGAGGUGCAGAGGAUCGACAUGCAGCCACCGCGCACCGACUCCAAUGCUGUGCAGCCGGCGGCACCAAACCUCUACUACCGAGUGGUCCACUUUGACGUCAGGGAUGUGGAUCUGAUCAACAGCACCCUGGUCAAGGCUGAGUUCAGGAUCUUCAGAGCUCCAAACCCACAGGCUCGGGCCUCGGAGCAAAGAGUGGAGCUCUACCAGAUACUGAAGCCAGAGGAAGACAGCACGUCCACUCAGCGCUACAUCGACUCUCGGACCGUCCAGCUGAGAGCUAAAGGAGCCUGGCUCUCUAUGGACGUCACAGAAACAAUCAAAGACUGGGUGUCAGAUCCAGAAAACAAUCUCGGCCUGAAGCUGGGCGUCCACUGUCCCUGCUGCACCUUUGUCCCAUCCACCAACAACAUUGUCCCUAACAAGAGCGAGGAGCUGGAGGCGCUUUUCGCUGGUGUCGAUGACGAGCGGCUUCGUCAGAUGAGGAAGCCCGGUCAGGUUAAAGGCCAGCCGGACUUCAGCACCAAGACACCACACCUCAUCCUCACCCUGCUGCCUAGCGACCGAGUGGACAACCCGGCCAAGAAGAACCGUAAGCGGCGGGCGGCGGCCACAGAAACCACAACCUGCACCCGGGGGUCGGAUCAGGGCUGCUGCCUGCGCUCGCUCUACAUUGACUUCAGGCGGGACCUCAACUGGAAGUGGAUCCACGAGCCAAAAGGUUACACAGCCAAUUUCUGUGCUGGUAACUGUCCGUACCUCUGGAGUGCCAACAACCACUACAACAUGAUCCUGCCGCUGUACAACAAGCUGAACCCAGAGGCCUCCGCCUCCCCCUGCUGCGUCCCUCAGGACCUGGAGCCUCUCACAAUCAUGUACUUCUUUGGCCGCACGCCUCGAGUCGAGCAGCUCUCCAACAUGGUGGUCAAAUCCUGCAAGUGUCGCUGAUAAAAGCAGAGGAGAACUCUGCUAACUGAGAUGGAUCCUUCCUGGCAAACUGAAUCAGACGUCAGGACUUUUUUUUUGUUCCUCACAGUCAUGCUUCACUCUCUGGAAUUUUCCGUUUGACGUUGGACCCUGUAAAUACGACUACAUAGGUUUAUUAAACGUGUUUCUGUAUAUUAAAACUCAGAAAAGCCUUUGUUUUUCCAUCAGGACCGAGCCUCUGUGAUAGCCACACCAGAUGUGUUUGCUCUAGGCUUAAAGGUGUUAAUUUGAAGCCUGCGGCGGCGAGGUGAGGCCUCGCAGAUUUUGCAGAGAUGAAAAAGCGAAGGAGUUCAGGGAGCAGAUAGGAAAGAGAAGCAGGAGCCGCGUUCAGGCGGGGGCCCUGCCAGCUCUCUGCGGUCCCCAGGCUGAAAUCUGCCCGCCGUAAACAGGAUGUGAAAGGUUUCCAGACACCGACCCGACCACUCACGGAACGCCAGAUUUAAACGCUCCCCUCGUCUCCUCUCCUUCUCUCCCUCUUUCUCUGUGCAUCGCUCGAGGUUCUGGGAUUUGUGGUGGGAGGAGAGAGGGAGAAAAGAGAGGCUUUGAAAAUGAGACGUGGGAUGAUAGGGCCGCAUUUGGAACGGCUACACGUUUGGAAGGUGGUAUUUUGCAGCCGUGGCAAAUUUGUAACUAUUCAGGCCUGGCGCAUGCGUCUCAUAAUCACACUCCCUUUUUUUUCAUCAUGCGAUCAUUAUCUUAUUAUAAGAGGGCGGCCUUCCUGUUCUCCUGAUCUUAUUCUGUGACACCUUUUGUUUUCCAAACUCCUCCCUGAUUCAGAGUCUCUGUGCACCCAAGCAUCCACACUGACCACUGUUGAUAAAAUAUCUAAAUGCUGGAAAAAAAAAACAUCUCCGGGUCUGAUUUUAAAUAUAGGCUCUCUGGUAUGCCAGUGGUUUGUGUGUGAGGAGACAGUGUGUGUGUGUGUGUGUGUGUGGGGUGGAGGGUGGGUUGUGGGGGUGGAAAUCAUGGUGAAAGUGAUUCUUAUAGUUUUAUUGUGAUUGUGCAUAGAGCAAGAUUAGUUUCUGUGCCGGCUGACGAUAAAGGGACAGGAAGCAGUUCAAUCAUGGCAAAACACCAGGCUGCCACAACAGCAGCCAGUUAUAGAUGAAUUAGGCGGUUUGUGUCGAGUCCGACCACGGCCACAGGAAGUGCUGGUUUUCAGCUGGAUGGCUGUGAAAUUGUGUAAGUGGAUAUGUCCAACAUUAUUUUGGUCAACACUUUGUGCAACAGCUUUCCUAAAUGCAAGAUUUAAGGACUGAUCCACACAAAUAGGAAACCAGCCGAGCUUUUAGGUGGUGGAUUUCCAGUCAGAAGUUUACAUACGUUCAUCCUCCAUUAUUUUUGGGAAGUUUAACUAUGUGAACUGGUCUUUUUUUCCUGCGGAGAGGUAUUAUUGAACAAAUUCACUGUUUCAAAGACACCGCAGGGCUUUUUUAAACCAUCAACAAGGCAGAGGUGGGGACUCCUAGUCAUUAAUAUUAAGACUUUAGACUUGACUUGACAAAAUGCUCAGACUUGGGAUAGACUUUGACUUUUACCCCAUUGACAUGGGACUUGAAUUGGACUUGAGGGUCAUUGCGCGUAACGGAAACCCUGUAAAUUCUAGACACUAACAGGUAC
Xiphophorus couchianus (Monterrey platyfish) is the source of this 3806-nucleotide messenger RNA. It is a transcript of the gene tgfb5, whose product is annotated as transforming growth factor, beta 5. Gene Ontology annotation, cellular component: extracellular region. Gene Ontology annotation, molecular function: growth factor activity; transforming growth factor beta receptor binding; cytokine activity. The coding region runs from base 903 to 2147 and encodes 414 amino acids. The transcript has 7 exons. Gene Ontology annotation, biological process: regulation of cell population proliferation; transforming growth factor beta receptor signaling pathway. NCBI's taxonomy places the organism in Eukaryota, Metazoa, Chordata, Actinopteri, Cyprinodontiformes, Poeciliidae. The record is from RefSeq and is a predicted model, not a curated record.